CGAUGAACGGUUUAUUCUGCAGAAUCGGCUGUUUUCGAAUGCGCAUUUUUAUUUAUCACGAAUUUUUUUUUUUAAAUUUUUAUUCUCAGAAAAUUCUGACAAACAAUUUACAAUGACAGCUACAAAUGAUUUUAGUUUUCAAGUUGAAUUUGCCGUUCUAAUGAAAUGUGAUGCAUGUCGAAUUAAAAUUAUUGAAGAAUUAAAGAAUUUACCUUCGGUUCAUAUCGAUGAAAUUAAUGUAGCUAAUCAACGUUUAGUGUUACGUUUGAAUGAAUCGAGUCCAAGUGCAUUUGAAAUACAAAAUCUAUUGGAAAAUAAAUUACAAUUGAAUACAAUUAUUCGUGGUACGGGUAAUUUUAUAGCUGCAGUUGGUGAAUUACGAGGAUCUGAUCAUUAUCCCGGUGUUUUUGGUGUUGCUCGUUUUAUUCAAAAUGAACAAAAACAAUGUCUUUUUGAUGCGGUUAUCGAUGGAUUCACUGAUUCAUCAUCAUACAAUGUUGGUAUACAUGAAUAUGGUGAUUUAAGUGAUUCUGAUCUAAAAUCAAUCGGUUCCGAAAUUUUCAACAUUGCUACAAAUAUUCAAUCGAUCGAUGGUAAAUUGUCGGUAAAGAAAAAAAUUGACAAUUUAGAUAUAUCAGCAAAAAUUGGUCAAAGUUUAGCUGUAAGAAAAAAUGAUAAUGGUGAUAUUAUUGCUGCAAGUGUUAUUGCACGUGCUUCAAAAAUAUUGAAUAAUACUAAAAAAGUUUGUGCUUGUAGCGGAAAAACAUUGUGGGAAGAACGAGAAACAAUCGAUCAAAAACUUUUUUAAGACAAAAUACUUUAUUUGAAAACAAUUCAUUCGAACAACUUUUUUUUCUAAAAAUUGUUUUGUUUUAUUCAAGAAUAUAUUG
Dermatophagoides pteronyssinus (European house dust mite) is the source of this 890-nucleotide messenger RNA. RefSeq lists its product as uncharacterized. NCBI's taxonomy places the organism in Eukaryota, Metazoa, Arthropoda, Arachnida, Sarcoptiformes, Pyroglyphidae. The record is from RefSeq and is a predicted model, not a curated record. Gene Ontology annotation, biological process: superoxide metabolic process. Gene Ontology annotation, molecular function: metal ion binding.